AUGCAUACCACCAGCAGGGUAUCUGUGCGCCACUGGUGGUACCAGUACCACGGCUCCGGAACCGAUCUCUGCUAUGUUUUACAGCAACUGAAGCACCCCAACCUGGUCAACCUGCUGGAAGUGUUUAGGAGGAAGCGGAAACUCCACCUGGUCUUUGAAUACUGUGACCACACGGUGCUCCACGAGCUGGACAAGCACCCGCAGGGGGUGCCUGAGCACUUAGUCAAGAGCAUCACGUGGCAGACACUUCAGGCUGUGAACUUCUGCCACAAGCACAAUUGCAUCCACCGGGACGUGAAGCCGGAGAACAUCCUGAUCACCAAGCACUCGGUCAUCAAGCUUUGCGACUUCGGAUUUGCUCGCAUCCUGACUGGACCCAGUGACUAUUACACAGACUAUGUGGCAACCCGGUGGUACCGUUCUCCUGAGCUGCUCGUGGGAGAUACUCAGUAUGGCCCUCCUGUAGACGUCUGGGCCAUAGGCUGCGUUUUUGCAGAGUUGCUCUCUGGUGUCCCUCUGUGGCCUGGCAAAUCAGAUGUCGACCAGCUGUACCUAAUCAGGAGGACACUAGGGGACCUAAUUCCCAGACAUCAGCAAGUAUUCAGCACCAACCAGUUCUUCAGUGGGGUAAGGAUUCCAGACCCGGACAAUAUGGAGCCACUGGAGGCGAAAUUCCCUAACAUUUCAUAUCCUGCUCUAGCCUUGAUGAAGGGCUGCCUUCAUAUGGACCCUGCUGAGAGACAAACCUGUGAGCAGCUACUGCAACACCCGUACUUUGAUGGCAUUAGAGAAUCGGGAGAAUUGGGAAAGGAGCAUGAAAAAGCUGCUCGGAAGCCAGCCAGGGCAACACGAAAGCACAUGCCAGGGCUACAGCACCUUCCUCAGUUAACCAGCAGUAACGUGUUACCAGCUUUGGAUAACAAGAAGUAUUUUUCCAACACAAGAAAACUGAACUACCAUUUCCCCAACAUCUGAGAAGAUACCGGCCACUACUAACAACUAAACUACAAGCCCUCCAGAAUUUUUUUUAAAAAAAGAUUUGAGGUGAAAAACUAAACCAACAUAAAUGCUAUGAUACGGAUGUGAGUGAUCUGUAAAGUUACUUGUUAGGGGACAUCAAAGGAAGGAAAAUCCUGCAUAGAGAGUGCCCAAAGCUGUUAAUCAGUGUUCUGUGUACAAAGCAAAACACAUAGUUAUGUUGCUUUUAUUUGUGAUUGUAUUGUGGUUUGGGAUUCCUGGGAACCAGUGCUUACAGUAUGUGACACUAAUAACGUGCAUCUACUGCCUGUAUUGAAGACUUUGCAGUCAAAUCAUGUGCAUGCCAAACAGGUUUGUUCCAGAAAGCCCUGUUCUGUCAAAGUGAUAAUAUAAACCAUUGUCUGUGACUGUAUUACACAGCAGGAAUAAUAGAUGCAGCAAGGACUCGUGCACAGGCUGCGCUGCAUUCCUGUGAGCAGGGAGUCCUACCUGAGGAACCUGCUAUGUUCUUCAGGAUUGGGCCAGCAGGCUGUCGUGCUAACCGCAUCAGUCACUCGUUUGGAUGAACUUGCUGAAAUCCAAGUAUUUGUAGUAUUGCCCCAAGUUGUGCACUUCAGAUAGGAAAAAGAGCAUUAGGAAGAGCCAAGAUCAGUAAAUGUAGCAGAAUGCCCCUCAGGCGAGGUUAUCACUUGUGGAGGGAAUAAAUGUAAUUAAUAAUACCAUGGUCUUGCUUUAGACUAGAUUUUACAGGACUCCUGCCUCUGUCUUCCUAGCUUUAUCCAAGAGGCAAGGAUUUCUUAGGGCGAUAGCUUUCUAUUGGACCAGCUGCAUAGUUGGAAGAGUUAGAUAAGCUUUUGAAUACAAGAUGCUCUUCAUCGGGUCUGAGCAGCUAAAGGCUGCAGAGUAUAGUAUUAUGCAGUGGUUUCGUUUAAUGUUUUGCUGUUGACCCAGUCAUUUCUCUGUAACUUUGCAGGUGUUGAUAUUGCCCAAACAAUCCCAGGACCUGUUUAGGAAGGCACAGGCAGGGAGUGCUCUUCAGUAGCUACCUUAGUAUACAUCUCAUUUCUUUGGGUAAUCUUGGGAUGUAAUAUUCUGUUGGGUUUUAAUAGAAUACAAGUAACUUGUCUUUCUGGCAUAAUAUGUGUCUUAAUGUUUGGUAAGUGUACACAGUGAUGUAUGUACGUAGAACCACUUCAGGAGUCUUUAACAGCUGUUUGAAGUACAGAGCAAGAGGUGCGUGUUCUUUUGAAUACUAUAGGUAUAAUGCAUUUGAAAUAUAUGAGAUUCUCUUAGUGAGGCAGAUCAUGUAUCCUCACACAAUUAAAUGUCUACUGAACUUUCUAUUUGUAUCCUCAUAUUGGAAUGUUCAAAUUCCUGGACUAAUACAGCUAAUGUAUUUUAAUCUUGA
Messenger RNA from Gavialis gangeticus (Gharial), 2386 nucleotides. It is a transcript of the gene CDKL1, whose product is annotated as cyclin dependent kinase like 1. Gene Ontology annotation, molecular function: ATP binding; cyclin-dependent protein serine/threonine kinase activity. NCBI's taxonomy places the organism in Eukaryota, Metazoa, Chordata, Crocodylia, Gavialidae. The coding region runs from base 1 to 975 and encodes 324 amino acids. Gene Ontology annotation, biological process: protein phosphorylation. Gene Ontology annotation, cellular component: nucleus. The record is from RefSeq and is a predicted model, not a curated record. The transcript is spliced from 9 exons.